Molecule: messenger RNA, 841 nt
Organism: Daphnia pulicaria
Lineage: Eukaryota; Metazoa; Arthropoda; Branchiopoda; Diplostraca; Daphniidae
Product: glutamate receptor ionotropic, delta-1-like
Exons: 5
Coding region: 137-841 (234 amino acids)
Cellular component (GO): membrane
Molecular function (GO): glutamate-gated receptor activity
Source: RefSeq, a predicted model, not a curated record
UCUUUUUCACAGGCACAUACAGUAUGUAUUUAAACAUUGCAUUAAGGGCGUUGACUAGGUGUGCGUGUUAACACCAAUAAUGGGUGUCAGCUUGUCCCUUUUUUGGCUUUCUCUUCAUUGAAUUCUUCAGUUGACCAUGUCUUGGUACCACAGAACGUCCGUUCUUGUAGUCAUUCUAGCUAUUUUACCGGAUCAUAUAAUGUUAUCCACCAAAGCUGAAAGUACGGAAUUUAAUGAGCUGCUGAAUGGGAAAAUAUUGCGUGUAGCCGCAGUCGAAAUUUCUCCAUUCGUUGAAUUUGUACGAGAUGAAAAUGGGAUUGUCGUUGACGGAAAAGGCUUUUCUUUUGAAAUCCUCGCUGCCCUUAUGGAAACCUACAAUUUCUCGAUAACAAUUGAAGUCCCAAAGGAUAAAGCAUACGGAGCGCUUUUGGCGAAUGGAACUUGGAAUGGAAUGAUUGGAAUGAUUCUAAAUAACGAAUCGGAUGUCGGCAUCGGUUCAUUCUCCGUGACGCACGUUCGCAACCGCGUUGUCGACUUCACGGUUGCUUAUUACGAAGAAUCCAGCGGCAUUCUGAUCCCUGCUCCGACUCUCGGGAAGCAAACGUCAGCCUUCGUCAAGCCUUUCCAUUUUCGAGUAUGGAUAAUUUUGAUAGCGAUCCUUGGAAUCCUACCGUGCAUCAUGUGGGUCCAGUCCAAAAUACUAGCAAAAGCGAAAAUGUCGAUGGCCCGAAAACGAGAACAACGGUUCAUGCUUGUCUACGGAGUCCUUCUAACGCAAUGCAAGUCUAGUCCGUUGUCAUACAGAAUUGUGUUCCGAUUAGCCUUGCUAAAAAAUUACUAA